Molecule: messenger RNA, 8988 nt
Organism: Bactrocera oleae (olive fruit fly)
Lineage: Eukaryota; Metazoa; Arthropoda; Insecta; Diptera; Tephritidae
Gene: SIFaR
Product: SIFamide receptor
Biological process (GO): cellular response to hormone stimulus; G protein-coupled receptor signaling pathway
Cellular component (GO): plasma membrane
Molecular function (GO): neuropeptide Y receptor activity; peptide binding
Source: RefSeq, a predicted model, not a curated record
GCUUUGAACACGAAACCGUUAACAACGAUAGUGCGCCUAAGGAAUUAAAAAAGAUAAAAGCCACACAACGUAACAUAUAUGAAAAACAGGAAACACGCACACAAGCAAAUGUCAAGCAGGCGAAUGAACUAACUCGCGUUUAAAAAUAGUAAACAAAACAAAAUCGCUCAGUUCGAGUGAAGGAAAUACAUUUUUGUACAUAUGCAAAGUGGAAAGCAAAAUUUUACAAACGCCUACUCAUACAUAACACCAAAUCGUAACAUUUACCGUUACUGUGUGUGUGCCUGUAUGUGUACAUGUGGCUGAAGGCAACGCGUACGACGAGUACUUUGUGCUGAACUCCACGCUACUCCAGUUUUGUGCUGUGCAGUUCACGAUCAGCCCCAACUAUGGUGGCAUCGAACGAUAUACAAAAUAUUUUGAAGAAACUACAAAAGUACCAACAUUUAAAUGGAACGAAUUUGUUAAAACCUUUACGCAAUAGAACGCCAGUCACAACAUCGAAAUAUGAUAGCAACAAUCAGAAAGCAACAAUCGGCGCGAGUCUACAGCUCGCACGAGAGAACAAUUAUAUCGAGCCCACUGCAAUACCGAAUGCAGCCGACUUAGCCGAGCAGCGCGUUAAUAUCACAAAUAAUUUUUUAGAUUUACUACUAAAUCCCGAAUAUGUGGAGCAAUUCACUGAAAUGAAUAACGAUCUAUUGCACGCCUCAAAUGAGACGGCGACCAAUGACGUGAACGUGUCGGUGUCCCCACUCAAUGCAAACAUCAUAAUGUCACCUGCCGCGCUCACAACUCUUUACACAAAAAACGAAACACUCUUACAGCAAAAUGCUCCGCCCAGCAGUCUGGUGGUAGAUACAUUGUUGGGUUCGGUUAUGACAACCGCCACAGCCACGGUGACCGGUUCCUCGAAUGCGUUUAGAACGGAAGACCUGCUGCUCGAUCGUUUGCCAUCGGAUGUGCAGAGUGGUUCCACUUUAACGAGCUUUUAUGCCAAUUUGUUGGCAGAUAUAUCACCAUCCUCCACUUUCACUGCCGCCGUUGAAACAAUGUCGACGCCAACAGUGUUGUUGCCAACCGCCGAUAAUGAUACGGUCUAUUGGGAACAUGGUGCGACUGACUUCGACUUGCUCUAUCGCCACUCACUGGCCAUGACGAUUGUCUAUUGCUUUGCCUAUAUUAUUGUCUUUCUAGUCGGUUUGGUUGGCAAUAGUUUUGUGAUUGCCGUCGUAUUGCGGGCGCCACGAAUGCGUACGGUCACCAAUUAUUUUAUUGUCAACUUGGCGAUUGCUGAUAUAUUGGUGAUUGUGUUUUGUUUGCCCGCCACGUUGAUGAGUAACAUUUUUGUGCCCUGGAUGCUGGGCUGGCUGAUGUGCAAGACAGUGCCAUAUAUACAGGGAGUAUCUGUAGCAGCAUCCGUCUACAGUCUAAUUGCCGUUUCACUGGAUAGAUUCAUUGCAAUCUGGUGGCCACUUAAGCAGAUGACAAAAAGUCGGGCACGCUUUAUGAUAUUAUGCAUCUGGCUGAUUGCCUUGAGCUCUACAAUACCCUGGCUUUUAUAUUUUGAUCUCGUGCCGGCCGCUGAGUCGUUUCCGGCAGCGCCGAACCUCUAUCUCUGCCAAGAGGUAUGGCCACCCGGUUCAAAUGGCAAUCUAUAUUUCCUCCUAGCCCAUUUAGUGGCUUGCUAUCUACUGCCAAUGUCUUUGAUAACACUGUGCUAUGUGUUGAUUUGGAUAAAGGUGUCCACGCGCUCGAUUCCCGGUGACUCUAAGGAUGCACAAAUGGAUCGCAUGCAACAGAAGUCGAAGGUGAAGGUGAUUAAAAUGCUUGUGGCGGUUGUUAUACUGUUCGUAUUGUCUUGGCUGCCACUCUAUGUGAUCUUCGCCAGAAUUAAAUUUGGUGGUGAACUCUCAAACGAAGAAAGUGAGGUACUCUACAAGGUGACACCCUUCGCGCAAUGGUUGGGUUCUUCCAAUUCCUGCAUCAACCCCAUUUUAUAUGCAUUUUUCAACAAGAAGUAUCGACGUGGCUUCGCAGCCAUUAUACAAUCCCGAUCAUGCUGUGCCCGCAUAAGAUAUUAUGAUAACGUCGCAAUUGCCUCGUCCACCACCAGCACUCGCAAAUCCUCGCACUAUCACCAAAAUAGCUCACGGAAGAGUCCUAGCAGCCCUGGCUUGCGCAAAACUAAUGCUGUCUCCUAUAUUUAUGAGCAUCAGUCGCUUCGUCGCCAUCAUCACAACGCCAUGUUGAAGCAGGACAGCAAUCUGUCACAGCAAAUGUUACUGAAGCAGGAUUCACAUGGCUCCAGACAAUUUUUAAUCAAGCAAGAGAGCGCCUCUAGCGAUGGAUCGCGGCGCAUGCUCUGCCAGCAGGAUAGUAAUGGUUCGAAAGUUUCACUAACCAAACAGGAUUCGAUUGUUUCGUAUAUGGAUACAAGACGCAAUGGUUUGGAUAAAUGUCAAGACUCUUGCUCCACGCAAGACAACAUGUCGAUUGAUUCACGGCGUGGCACGAGCUUUAAGUUGGAUACACCACACAAUUAUGGUUCGCCCAGCACCAGCGCCGCCAUGUUGGAAUGUAAAAGACAAAAGUUUGUGAAACAAGACUCGGUGAUUUCAUUUGUGGACCAAAGGCCUGAACCCAGACGACAUCAGCUGGUAAAGCAGGAUUCUGUUAUUUCUUUCGCCGAUCAACGACGCGGUGUUCUUAACAAACAGGACUCCAUAAUUGCAUGUCACAAUCGCCAGGGGGACGGCACUGGACAUCAUGUUUCGAUCUUAAAGAAAACCGAGGCCUCACUCGGCAGCGCGCUGGCAUCGCCCCGACGGAAUAUAGAAAUGUUUGAGUAAUUCAUUUGGAGAAAUUACAACAAAAACUAAAUAAAUAAACACUAUGAAUUGCAUUGCAAAGGAAAGUUAGUCAACAACAAUAACAACACAUUUAGAUUAAUAGCAGAUAAUUGAAAGAUUAACAAAGUAGCCAUUUCAUAAAUGAUUAUUCGUAUUAACAUUGCUAUAUAUUACAUGGAAACAAAUAACAACAACACCAACAAAUACACUACAAUUUAUACUAAAGAUUUCAUACAGCCAUACAUUCUUACAAAAAACAAACAUAAAGCGCUCCAUACACAUACACAUAUAAAAGUGUGUUAUUGAGCGUUGUAACUUACAUACAUAUCCUAAACGUAGGUGUUAGUGUAACGGGAAGCAAAUGCAUACAAAGUGACAAGCAAAUUGUAAUCAGGGCGCACAUUUCUUAUAUGUAUUUAUAUAUGUAUGUAUAUGUAAAGAUUUUAUGUAUGAUAGAUGUUUAAGUAAAUGUUAUGAGCAGGUGCAUACAAAAAUACACACAUACAUGUUUACAAGUGUAUACGUAUUGGUGUAUUAAAUGUUUGUAUGUCAGUGCGCAAGUACUAUAGAUAAGUCUAGCUUAAUUAGAGGUGAGUAUAAUAUUAAGUACAGUUUUUAUUUGAGGGCGAGCAACAAUUAUAAUGAUGAUGAUGAUGAAAAUGAUGAAGAUGAUGAAAACGGUGAUUAAUAUGAUUAAGGUAAUGAUAAUGAUGGUGAUUAUGAUGAUAAAGAAGAUAAUGUUGAUGACGGUGAUGAUGAUAAUGGCGAUGAUGAUGAUGAUGACGAUGAUUAUUAAUGUUGAUCUUGAUGAUGACGAUUAUAAUGAUAAUGACAUGAUGAUUUUGGUGACUAUAAUGAUAAUUAUAAUAAUGGUGAUGAUGAUUUUGAUGAUAAGGAUUAUAAGUAAUGUUGGGUGAUAUGCAUUUUGUACGAGUUUCAUAUGAUAGUUUCGGAUAUACAUACACACACACGCAUACUAAGUAUGUAUGUAAUGUUUUAAUGAUUGUUAUACUGUAGACAUACAUACAUACAUAUGUAGGUACAGAUUUACGGCUAUGAAAUGUUUUAUAACGAAUGAAAUUUGAAAUUUGUAUUUUUAUGAGUAUUUAAGUAAAGAGUAUUGAACGAAUUUCAGGAUACAACAACAGAUAUAAAAACAAAUAUAGGAGAAACAGAAAACUCAUAACUCACAUACGUACAGAGCCAUACAUACAUACAUAUAUAAUAUAAAUACGUACAUACAAACAUACAUACAUAUGUACUUGCAAGCUGAGCAGAAUUAUCUCAACUGUCCAAUAUGUGUAUGUAUAUGUAAAAUUUGAGUCACACCGAGUUCUAAAUGCAAUGUACCUACUAACAGCAACAUUUAUGAUUAAGAACAACAUUCUUACGAUUUAUAUAUUUAUAUUGAACGUUAAUUUUGGUAAAGAGCAAUGAUUUUAGCUAACAAUGUCAUACGUACAUACAUACUUACAAACAAACAUGCGAUUAUUGGAAAUUUAAUUAUGCAUAAACAUACAUACUUACAUAGAUAUGAGUGUAAGUAUGGAAAUAAGUUGUUCAGCUUAUUAUUUUUCAAUUUUUCGCAUUUUUAGAAAAAUGAUUGAUAAGAAAAAAAUUUAAAAAAAAUAUUUAUAAAUAUACAAUAUUGUUAAAUUAACAUAAAAUAUGUAUUUAUUAUAUUAACUAUCAAUAUGCAUGCAUAUAAUGUUGAAAAUUAGACACACUUGACCGUCUCAGUGACAGUGUGACUUAAAGUAAGGCGCCUAGAAUUGUUUUGUUAACAACUUUUAGUACUUGAUUAUGUAGUUACAUAUAUAUUACAUAGAUAUACUUAUGUGAAUAUACAUAUAAUAUAUUAUAUGAGUGGAUUAAAUUCACAGCAUCAUGCACAAUUAUAUAUAAAUAAUUUUAGGAAAUUGUUUUAAAUUCGCUUUAAGGGGUUAUAUACACUUGCAAAUCAGAAAAAAUACGUUUUUUUGUUAUUAUACUCUUGCUGCAUGUGGCUACAGAGUAUAAUAGCUUUGUUCACCUAACGAUUGUUUGUAUCACCUAAAACUUCUCGAUCAUUUAUAUAUAUAUAUGGAGUUAUCAAUAUAUAUAUAUAUAAAUGAUCAGGAUGACGAGACGAGUUAAAAUCCGGAUGUCUAUCUGUCUGUGCAAGCUGUAACUUGAGUAAACAUUAAGAUAUCCAAAUGAAACUUGGAAGACGUGUUCCUUGAGAAAAAAGUGAGAACGCACACAAAACGCAACUAAACGAAAAUCUAUAAAGUGACAUAACUGGUUUUUUGGUACAGGGGAAUGCAGCUGUGGGCUUCAACUUUUAAAAAAGUUAAAAAAAAAACGCCCUCUAAUAGGUUUAUAUCCUAAGCCACUAAUGCUAUAACAACCAAAUCCGCUCAAGACAAAUCUCUUAAGCACCCCUGCUGAUACUGUAGAAAUGGGUUAAAUCGGGUGAUCAUUAUUAAAAUCGCAAAAAAAAAAUACGCUAGAGACAUUAAAUUUUACACCUAGGAUGAUACAAGAGGACCUUAUAGGAGCCGCGGUCAAAAUUGAAGAAUGGCACAAGGCUUGGCACUAACAUUACGGUUAAAACCCAUAUCUCAGGACCUAAUCGACGGAUUUCAACCAAAUUUAGUAUGUAAUAUUAUCUUGAUAUUCCCAUAUUUUAGGUCAGAAAUUGGCGAAAUCUGACCCACGCCUAUUUCCCAUGUAACACAAUUUUAAAUUCCUUCUGAUUCUUUCACUUUCCACUAUGCAAAUCAAGCACCAAUGAAUGUAUGGGAUAAAACUUUACCCGAAUAGUGCAUUUGAGGUGCGCCACAUUAUUACCAAAAAUUGUCCAAACCGGACUUAAAAUAUUCCAGCCUCCAGAUACCAAAUAUGUGGAACCUAGUUCUUAUAGCGAACAUUUUAUAGAAAAUAUCAGUUAAUCUGUGAAAUACAAUAUAUCACAGAAAUUCAAAAAGAAUUCUUUUCUAAUAAUAAUAAUAAUAGCCCCCAUAUACGUAAUAGAUUUCGAAUUACCGGCUAACUUUAUAUCGCAUAUAUCGGCAAAUAAGUAAGAUACCUUAGCGAAAUUCAGUGAAAGUAUAAUAUUGUAUAUAUUAUAGUUUAAUGCCGAAAAUAUGUGAAAUUGGGACACAAAUUACCCAAACUACCAUAUACAACAUAUAUUGAUUUUCGUUGUUCUAACAAACCUUAUGCACCCGAAGGUAUUUCCCUAGCUUGGAACCUGGCAAGUUGCAAGAAUAUGAAACGUUCGUGUUCACGCCGAAUUUAGCCCUUUCUUGCUUAUUUUGCUUUAAACAGUUAUUAAUAAAUAAUAUAUAGUUAUUUAAUAAAUAAAUAAAAGUAAUGUACAAACACAGAAUUUUAUAUACUUUAAUAAUCGGCGAUUAGUCCCAAAAAAAUGGCGUCUGGUGGUGAGGAAGAUGGUUCUGGUUAAAAUUAACUCAAAUUCAAAAACUAAGAAGUGUUUCUUACUUUUUAUUUUUGAUUUUGUCCAAAUGGCGCCAUCCUAAAAAAAUUAAUUUUUGUGAACAAAUUUACACUGCAGUGUGGCUUAAAAAAACCAAGUUAUUAUCAUAAUCUUAGGCCUUCAAACAUAACAAAUAUAUCUAAGAAGGUCAUGUGAAAAUUACAAGUAAAUCGGUCCAACCAUGUCGAGGACAUUCUCCUUACCGACUCUGAAACCAACGUUGCAAGAAUAAGAUAUUUAACAUUUUGUGAUGCGCAUACACCAAGUAAAGAUAUUCUUACGUAUACACACAUACCUCCGAAACUAUUUCAAAUUUUCGGAGAAUAUUCUCAAAUAUAUCAGCGCUCGAUAUUCAUAUACAAAUAUACGAAACCAAAAAUCGAUAUUUUGAAAUUCACAAGUUGAUAUAACCCCUUAAGCCUCAGUUGAUACACAACGUAUGUUACAACAAAAAGUUCAAAGUAAAACCAAAUAGACAACCAAAGAAAUUGAAAUUAUAUACAUAUAUAUGUAUUUUGUUAUUCAAUCACGUUAUUAAUGCGCUAAUCAAAUUAGUUCACAUGCUUGUAAAUCUUAUAACUUAUAUUGUUUAUAUUAAAUAUAAAUAAUAAUAUAUUAUAAAUAAUAUUUAUCAGCCAAAAUGAUCUUUUUUCGAUUUGAAUCGCAUUUAGGGAAAGCCAGUAUAGUGCGCUAUGUCGCAUACAUAAAUAAUUUGUAGAAUCGAAUACCCAUACAUACAUAGAUAUAUAUAUGUAUACAUGUUAAUGCACCCUGGAGGAAAAAUGGCUUUAAUUGAAUUUUAAAACUUUUAAAGAUUUUGAUUAAUAAAAUGUUCUUAGUGAGAUUUUUGGGCCCACUGAGAAGAUAUAGUGAAAGUUAUUAAAACCAAACACCGAAUUUCGGCAUUUUGAAAAAUUUAAUUAUUAAUUCGAAUAAAUUCUAUAAUUUUUCUUAAUUUUAACUACUAUCAUUGAUUGUGAUUAAAGUUUUUCGGUUCUACAAAAAAGAUUUUGUUCAGACUUUUACAUCAACCUGACUAUAAUUUAUUUCAUAAAUUAUAAUCUUAAGGAGCAUACUAGAAAUUUUGAAAAAAUAAAUUUUUUAUUUUGCUUGUUUUGAAAGUCUAGGUAUAUAUGUAUUUAAAAAUAACAUACUUAAAUUUUUAAUGAAUAUUCGAAACAUUUCUUGAGUUACAGGCUUCUAAAGAGUAGCCACUCAUUUCAAUCAGCUCAUUUCAAUUAUAAACACGUUUUUCGUCUAAAUUUUGAAUUUGCUAUAGUCAUUACUUGGAAACAAAUGAUCCGUUCACUAUUAAAUUUUUUCUGCAUGCUCUAUAUAUGUAUAGCUCCCCAUACCAAUUGUGGCAUGCCAAAAACGACCAAAAUUUUAGUAAAAUACAAAUUUUUCACUGUACGGACAAUAUCUUUCAAAGAUAUUUUUUUUAGGUUUCAUCCACGGAAAAGGUUGAAAUCACUACAACAGCGGAGACCUCCCGUCGGAGAUAUAUAUUAUAAUAAAAAUUGUAAAUAAAACGGAAGCUCGACAUUUCACACAAUCAUUUUCUUUUUGAAAAAAUUGAGACUACCCCAGUUAUAUCAAUUCCAAUUUAUUAGUUAAUAUAUAUUUAAUCAUGAUUAUGAUCCAACCUAAUUAUAGAAUACCUUAGUAUUUCCUGCUGGGUGCCAAAGCAUGUAUACAAUAGUUUGUGUGUGCAAGUUUCGUUUGAAAAAAAUUAAAUAUUAUACAUAUAUGCUUAAUAAAUAAAUAGUAGAACUUGGAUCAACUUGAUCACACAUUAAGGUAGGACAUCAUGGAAAAAACUAUAUUUUUGAAACUUAAUUCUGUUCGUUUCCUAACGGGUCUCAUCUUUUGAGCAUUCUCAAAUUCUCUUCAUUACUUCUACAAAAUACAAAAUGAGUACAAAGCCGGAUGUGUCAUUACUGCCGAUGAUGAUGACCCGUGCUUUGUGAGAUUAUGUAUGCAUAAGUAUAUGCGCGUAUAGACAUAUGUACAUAUAUAUUGUACAUUGGUAUAUAUGUAGUAUGUAUGCAAACUUUCCUCAAUGUGUGAUCUAAUUUACCCAAGCACACUUUUCUAUUAAUGUAAGCUAUUUAGAUACAUACGUAUGUAUAUCAAAUGCAGCAAACGCAAUCGUCGUUGUCAUUUGGCACAAAAUAAAAUAGAAUAAUCAACAAAAUGGUUCAAAGUUUUAUAAAAGUUACUUAACUACAUUUUUAUAAACCUACAUACAUAAAGAUAAGGAAUGUAAUUACAUUCAUGGAACAAAGAGCGAAGUAAAUACUUAAACAAUACAAAUAUUUGAAAUAAAUACCAAAGAUUAAUUAGAGCAUAUAGAGUAAGUACAUAGAGACACAAACUAAUAGAGCUAAUUAAAAAAAAAUCUACAACAAAAAAGUCAGAAAACCAAAGCGGAAGAAAUACUCCAAAUAAACUAAUGACAACAAACACUUCAUAUACACAUUUAUAUAGUAUGUAGAUGAAUAGCGAAGUGCAUACAUACAUACAUACGUAUGAAUGUGAAAAGAAUUUGUACUUAGCCGCUUUUGUAUGUUCAUAUUCAAUACUUAAAGUAUUUACUAUUAGCUGUCAAAAAUAUACUACAUACAUCGAUAUAAAUACAUAUAUGCAAACAAA